Messenger RNA from Prunus armeniaca (apricot), 1929 nucleotides. Lineage: Eukaryota; Viridiplantae; Streptophyta; Magnoliopsida; Rosales; Rosaceae. The record is from the annotation of a GenBank genome assembly.
AUGAGUCAUCAGUUUCAGGAUUUUUUAUCUACUCAUGGCAUUGUUCAUCAAGUCUUAUGCCCUUAUACACCUCAGCAAAAUGGGCUUGCUGAAAGAAAAAAUAGGCAUUUUGUAGAGACUGCCAUUACUCUAUUAACUGAAGCUUCUAUGCCUGACAAAUUUUGGUUUCAUGCAAUGGCACAUUCAGCUUACCUCAUUAAUCGGAUGCCUAGUAAGGUUCUUGCCAAUCAAUCUCCUUAUUUUCGGCUUUUGCAGAAACUGCCUGAUAUCAUAUAUUUGCGUGUGUUUGGGACUGCUGUUUAUCCAUGCUUACGAAAGACCAAUUCUCAUAAAUUGCAACCUCGUACUGCUACUUGUGUGUUCAUGGGAUAUCUUAUGGGCUAUAAAGGCGUUUUGUGCUAUAAUUGUACUACUCACAGAUUUGUCAUCUCUCGCCAUGUCAUCCAUGAUGAGUCAGUGUAUCCUUUCAAGCAUCCCAACACUUUACACUCCAAUAUUAUGUCCUCUGCAUCUCCAACUCUAUCCAUUAAUCUACCUUCCACUCGUGUCAAUCAUCCCUCUUCCUCUCCCGGUCGUCUUGAGUUCUCUCCUGCUGAACCAUUGCAUCUCGUUUCUCCAGAUGCAUCUUCUUCUUCGAUUCAACCUCUAGGGUCCAAAUUUGGUCUGUGUCAAAAGAAGUCUUUUGAGGAUUAUCAGUGUUUUACUUCUAUGCAUGAUUCUACUACUCUUAAUAAGCCUUCUACAUUUCGUGUGGCUUCUUUCUCUCCUGCCUGGAUUAAGGCUAUGGAGGAAGAGAUUUCUGCCUUAACCAUGCAGGGUACAUGGUGUUUGGUACCUCGCCCUGCAAAUACAAAUAUUGUUGGCUCCAAGUGGAUUUACAAGAUCAAAAGAAAUUCAGAUGGGACAGUUUCUCGCUAUAAAGCUCGGCUGGUGGCACAUGGGUUUAGUCAGGAGGCCGGCUUUGACUACGAUGAAACCUUCAGCCCCGUGGUACGUCAUACCACAGUUCGUUUUAUUCUCAGUUUGGCUUCUAUUAAUGGCUGGUCUUUGCGGCAACUCAAUGUCAAGAACGCUUUUCUCCAUGGCGAACUUGACGAGGCUCCAUGGGCCUGGAAUGCCAAGUUCAUGGGCUACUUACCUUCUCUUGGUUUCAAAAUGUCACAUAGUGAUCCAAGUCUGUUUGUGAAGAUUUCAGAUUCAGCUAUCGUUGUAUUGUUGCUCUAUGUUGAUGAUAUUAUUCUCACCGGUUCAAACUCUCACGUUAUUCAAGAGGUUAUUACAGAUCUUGGUUCAAUGUUUGAUCUCAAGGACUUGGGUCCCCUUACCUUCUUUCUUGGCUUACAGAUUUCGUAUAAGUCGAAUGGUGAUCUUUUUAUCAGUCAACAGAAGUAUGCCAAAGACCUUUUAGUCAAGGCUGGGAUGGAAUCAUGUCGGUCAUGUCCAACUCCCUCUAAACCUCACACACAGGUUCUUCCCACAUAUGGUGAACCUUUAAAUGAGCCAUCAGUAUACCGCAGUAUAGUGGAUGCUCUUCAGUACCUAACUUUUACAAGACCAGACCUCGCCUAUUCUGUUAAUACUGUCUGCCAAUUUAUGAACAAUCCCACAGAGGUUCAUUUUCAGUUGGUUAAAAGGAUUUUGUGCUACAUUCAAGGGACUUUGCACUAUGGUCUUACUUACUCUUCAUCUGUUCCAGUUUCGUUGUCUGCAUAUAGUGAUGCAUAUUGGGCUGGUGACAUUACCACUCGACGAUCAACCACAGGAUUUGUUGUCUUCUUGGGUUCCAAUCCAAUUUCAUGGCAGUCUAAGAAGCAGGGGUCUGUCUCCCGUAGCUCCACUGAAGCUGAAAACCAUGCUCUUGCUAAUGCCUUAGCAGAAGUAGCUUGGAUUCAUCAGAUACUUGCAGAUCUUCAUGUCUUUCUCCCAUAA